UAUCAAAGUUGGCGGGAAAGCGGACUUGGGGCAGCAUGGCGGCGGCGGCUGUGGGGGCAGCGGACUCCUUCGCCCGCGGCGGCCCAGCGGCUGUGCGGCUGCCGCGGUCGCCGCCGCUCAAGGUGCUGGCCGAGCAGCUGCGGCGCGACGCGGAGGGCGGCCCGGGCGCGUGGCGGCUGUCGCGGGCGGCGGCGGGCCGCGAGCCGCUGGAGCUGGUGACCGUGUGGAUGCAGGGCUCGGUGCUGGCGGCGGGCGGCGGCGAGGCGCGGCUGCGGGACCCGAGCGGGGCCUUCGUGGUGCGCGGCCUAGAGCGGGUCCCGCGCGGGCGACCCUGCCUGGCCCCAGGAAAGUAUGUGAUGGUGAUGGGAGUGGUCCAGGCGUGCAGCCCUGAGCCCUGCCUUCAGGCCGUGAAGAUGACCGAUCUUUCCGACAACCCCAUCCAUGAAAGCAUGUGGGAACUGGAAGUGGAGGAUUUACACAGGAAUAUUCCUUAGAUGACAUUGGAACCACUGCUAAAAACAGCAGAAAUCCUGAAACAAUUUAGGUUCCGACACCAUGUGGAUUUCACGGGUACCGUCCUAUGUCUAUUUCUUAAAAGUUUCUCAAAGAGCUUAGCUUCGGUUGACCAAGGACUCCGGAGGUAGGAUUUCUAAACGCUGGGACACUCCACUUAACUCGGCCCUCGUGCUCCUUGCUUUGACGACUGUUUGCAGAUGAAAAGCAGAUGUGUGCUCUGUUUUUGUUUUUUUGCUUUUGUUCCCUUUUGGUUUGCGUGUGUUAAUUCCCUUUAAAGCCCGCAGAAAUCUCAUGUUACAUUUUCCACGUUUUACGAGUGCUGAUAACUUUUUCUGUUGCUGCUGUGACCCUGUUUUUACGAUGCAGAAUCUGAAUGUCACUCCUUGCCGGUGGUGAUUUGAUGGUGGUUGUGGGCAGGGAAACAGACUUCCGGAAAUGGGAAUGACCUCGUGGCCCGCCUCUUCUCCCAUCAACAACUUCCAUAUCCAGUUUGCAAGUCAGACAGCGUUUUCCUGCUGUGGACACCAGCAGCCUCUCAGAGACAGUAGACGGUUCUCGUCUCUGAACCAUUUAAGGUACAUUCCUUGGAGAUAUGGAUGGUAACACCUAUCAUUCUUCCUCACUCGGAGAUGUUGAAACACUCGGAAAGUUUCUUGUUGAAACUAAAAUCCAGAUUGAGAAUGACUUUUAGGCAUUAACUAAACUUCUGCAUCAUAACUUUUAGUGAGACACCGUAAGGGAGCGACCUUCUGGUGUGGAAGCUUCCCCCGCCCCCCCCAUUCUCAGUUUUAUUGAGAUAUAAUUGACAUCCAGCAUUGUAGAAGUGUAAGGUGCACAGCAUGAUGAUUUUAGAGUUCUUACAUUUUGUGGAUGGAAUGACUUUCUCAUGAUCAAAUUCAGUGUGGGUUUCUGCUCUCUGCUACUUACCAUGCCUUAUUUUUCCUGAGAUUAUAAAUAUCAAGGGAGUCACAUGAUAUUCCUACAUUGCUGUAGAGUUUUGUUGGACUAUGGGUCAUCUACCACUAAUAAAUUAUAUGCUGUAUCUUUUAAAAAA
This is a messenger RNA of Neofelis nebulosa (Clouded leopard), 1570 nucleotides long. RefSeq names its product RecQ mediated genome instability 2 (gene RMI2). Gene Ontology annotation, cellular component: nuclear speck; cytosol. Bases 36 to 494 code for a protein of 152 amino acids. The transcript has 2 exons. The record is from RefSeq and is a predicted model, not a curated record. Lineage: Eukaryota; Metazoa; Chordata; Mammalia; Carnivora; Felidae. Gene Ontology annotation, biological process: maintenance of rDNA; negative regulation of double-strand break repair via homologous recombination; regulation of sister chromatid segregation.